GAGGAGAAGAAGAGGAGAGCUGCUGAAGAGGAGAAGAAGAGGAGAGCUGCUGAAGAGGAUAAGCAGAGGAAAGCUGCCGAAGAGGAGAAGAAGAGGAGAGCUGCUGAAGAGGAGAAAAAGAGGAGAGCUGCUUUGAUUGAGGAGCAGAGGCGAGCUAAACUGAUUGAGGAGCAGAUACUCGCUGAUAUUGCGGAAAAAGCUGCUCGGAUUUCAGAGGAGGAAAGGAUCAAACAGAUCCAGGAGCAGAAGAAAGCAGAGCAGAAUAUUGAAGAGCUAAGGGAAGAAAGACAUAAAAAGGAAGAAUGGAUGAGAACUCAGAGAGCUGUUGAAAAAGACAAAACAAUUAUAAAACAAAGAGAAGAACAGCAAGCCAAAGAGGAGAGAACCAGAAUCCUUGAGGAGAGCCAUGCAGCACUGAAAGAAGAGGAAAAGAGAGUAGCACGAGAAUGGAUGCUAGCUCAAAGAGACGACGAGAUCAGGGCUAAAACCAGAGGAGAGGAAAAGUUAGCAGCUCACAGAGAAAAGGAGAGAGCCACUCAGAUAGAGGAGCAAAAAAGAGCAGCGCAGAGGAUGGAUGCUCUCCAGUACUAUGCCAUCAGCUCAACAGAAUCAGAAAGAAAACCCAGAGAAAGACAACCAUGCUCCCCUUUACCAUCCCAACAAAGGCACAAUCCAUCAGGCCUUGGAUCACCUGAGGACUCUGGAGCCCAUACUAGGCCUUAUAGGCCACAUGCCCCUGCUUCUCCAGCUCCAUCUCUGCCCCACUCCAACACCCCCUCUCCUGCUCUGGGAGUCAAGCCCUCAAUGUUCAGGGUGAAGGAUAACACCAUCAGAGGUUCCUCUUUCAAGUCGGUCAAACCACGCCUCCAUAAGAACUUUGGAGAGGAUUUCCGAGUGGGUUCGCCGAUGGAGAGGAGGUCAGAGAGAAGAGAGGAAGAGCAAGAAAUAAUGAGACACAGUGCUGGAACUCCUGUCUAUCCGGACACAGGGUUAAACAGACUUGCUGCUAUCAAAGAAUCCUCCACUUUUCAGCCAGCAUAUUCAUCACAUGAUUACUCAGCCCUUCUCCCACAACACAGGCCUUACUCCAGGAGGAGCAUCGCUCUGGAUGAAGAUGACUCCCGAUCACUCAUCAGCAACAUGUCAGAGGAUGUGGAGAGUUUUGCCACCAGUGCAGCAGACCUGGCAGACAUACGAGGCCUCUAUGAUGGAGAGAGGCCGGAAUCAGCCUGUAGCUUUAGCAGUGAUGUCUCCCGUUCUUUGGGCAAGCCUCCAACUGUUCCCCCAAAGAGUGAGAAAGCCUUGCGCAGAGCCAAAAGGUUGACUACUCGGAGAAUCAAUAAGGAGUUGUCCAAAGCUGCAGCAGACAGCCCUGAUGGAGUUGAGAAAUCUCUUCAAGAAGCAUCAAAUAUUACUUCCUCCUCCUCCAAUGAGGUACGCUCCUCCAGCCGCCACGCUAUGGCUUCCUCCCAUUUUUCCUCACCUGUCUCCCUCGCUCAUGCGCCAACAUUGGGGUCUAGCUUGCUUUCUUCCCACACAGAGCACAAAUCUUCUCUCAGCUUCUCCCAUGCUUCCCCUCAUGCCACUGGUCCUAUCUCCAUCCCAGUUGCUUCACCUCAUGCUGCUGCCCCUGUUUCCCUCCCUGUUGCCACGCCUAAUGCUACUGGCCCUGCUUCCCACACUACUGCUCCUAAGACAAUUGCUCAUGUUUCCUCUUCUCCUACUCUCCAUAAUGCCAACCACCCAGCUCCAGUGACACAGUACCAUGUCGAGUCAAGCUAUCCCCAGCCUUACCCACUAACCCAACGUAAGGUGUUACAAGACCUCGGCUCUGGUCAGUAUUUUGUGGUGGAUGUGCCUGUUCAAGUGAAAAAGAAGACUUUCUUUGACCCAGAGACGGGAAAGUAUGUCCAGCUGAAUGUUCGCGAGUCGGGCCACAGCACCUCCAGAACCCAGCCCCAGCAGACGUACCCACAACUUCAGCUCCAACCCCAAAUGCAGGUCAAAUUUCAACAACCGCCCCAGGCCUCUCCAGCUGGCAAGCCUUUUGUGCUUUAUCAGGCCAACCAAAGUUAUGCCCAAGACUACCAACCUCUGCCUAUCAACUCUGUGCCCCGCAACAGGUCAUCAGCCCCUGUGACUCUCCACCAGGACCAACAGCCUGUCCGGGAGAGCCCCAACUAUGGUUAUCCAGCCCCUGAAAUGGGACAGAACUCUGAAGGGCAUCGCUACAGCCCAGAAAAGACUCCAUACAUGGACACAGUUAAUGCCCCAUAUGAGGCAUCCCCAGAGGCUGAAACAAACAGCCAGCUUGCAGGAAGCUCAGUAUGUGAAAAUGAUAACUCAGCCCACUCACAAUGUCAGCCCCGUGAUAUAAUAACUAUGAGUGAACUGGAGGACUUUAUGGAGGUGUCUGACUGGUGAGAACAAAGACUGGUAGCUGUUACUCAGCAGGGGUGGAUAAAUAAAGUAUUUGAUCAAAUAAAGAUCCAUUCAACCAAAAACACAGUAUGAAUGAAUCAUAAUAUGCAAUAUUUUAACUGUUUGUAAAUGACUUUGUGGAAAUAGUUUUUGGUUUGCAGUUUUAAAAGGGCCCUUGUGACAUAUUGUUAGAUUGAUGCUUUUGAUUUUGGAGAUUCACUGUUGAGCUAUUUAUUGUGUUACAGAGAAGUUCAUUCCAUUUGACUUUUGAAUGUGAGAAGCUAAUGUGUUUCUUGUGUAUACUGUAUGUUCAGUAUCCCAUUGCCUACUAAACCUAAAAGUAUGUUAUCACAUACUGUAACAUACAACACAGUGUGUCCACAGUGUUUAGUAGUUUUGAACACUGGCAGGCCUGCUUAAGUUUGCAAUUAUUUUUUUCUUGUUGAAGAAAUCGUACUUUUGGCACUUUGUGAUGCAUGAAAUAUUGUUAAACCCACAGUGUCAACUAAAUAUCUGCAGAUGGUGUAAAGCAUAGUUUGUGUAUUCAACCACGGUGUCAAAGUGAAAACCUGGUGAUGUGAUUAUUGCCAUUUUUAAGGUUUAUUUUCAUACUGUAGUCCAUUUUUAAAGUGGGAAGUGUGUGAGAAUAUUUCUGUGUUGCUGUGAAACAGAAUUGUGUGUCAUGGACUUACUCAGGCAAUUACAACACACUUGAUUCAAAUAAAUUAUUUCUCACCACAAUGACUGUCUUUCAAAAUCACAUUGUAAAGGUUAUAAAUAAACAAAAAGGAAAAAUA
Molecule: messenger RNA, 3218 nt
Organism: Etheostoma spectabile (orangethroat darter)
Lineage: Eukaryota; Metazoa; Chordata; Actinopteri; Perciformes; Percidae
Gene: c17h10orf71
Product: chromosome 17 C10orf71 homolog
Biological process (GO): positive regulation of calcineurin-NFAT signaling cascade
Cellular component (GO): Z disc
Source: RefSeq, a predicted model, not a curated record